Messenger RNA from Didymodactylos carnosus, 1511 nucleotides. The record is from the annotation of a GenBank genome assembly. NCBI's taxonomy places the organism in Eukaryota, Metazoa, Rotifera, Eurotatoria, Philodinida, Philodinidae.
UGUGGUGCGGCAAGACAACAGCCAACUACAACCACACCACCGCCACAACAACAAUCGUCAUCCUCGUCUAUCACAAUCACAAAGCGUUCUCGAGUUUCAACAAUAAAUCAAUUCAAAAGCUCGUGUCAUCGCACACCAGCAGCCACACCAAAAUCAGCACAAACGCAAAAACCAUUAUCAAUAAAAGAAGAAUUUAGUUUAUAUAUUUCGACAAACAGGUCGUCAAAAGAUUUUGAAACUUACUGGAAUGAAAAACAAAAUUUGUUGCCAAUUUUAUCUUCGUUUCGAAAGAAAUUCAAUUUAAAAGAAAAUGAAUUAUACAUAGUGGUACCAUGUACAACGAAGCCAGAUUUAGCUACAGUGAUAAAUGCAGAGUUCAAUUUCAAAAAUAAACUUGGUGGUCUUGAUAGUGAAAUUGUCACAAUAUUUCGUGAUGUACUGUUAUCGCAUAUAUAUCCACCAAAUUUUGUUAAUAGUACAGGUACGCAAGUAGAUUCAUUUGUUUUCUCACGAAAGUAUGCAAACCUACCUUGUUUGGACGUACCUACCGAAUUGUUGGACGUAUAGCCACAAGUAGUCAACGGAUCAGAACUGUUAAAUGGCAUGGCAGGAGAAUCGGAAGCAAAUAUCCGACAACUUUUUGAAGCUCCCGUGACAGAUGAAAAAGUAGUAUGCAGAAGCACUUCAUGUUUUCUCCUGAAGAAAAAUCAAACUUUCUCCAUAAGAACUUCAUAUUUCCUACCGAAGAAAUCCACCUUUGUCCACAUGAACUUCAUGUUUCCUCCUCAAGAAGUACACCUUUAUCCACAAGGUUUUCUCCUGAAGAAAUCCACCUUUCGCCUCCAGAAACCAGGAGGAGAAAAGAUGAAGCAAAUGUAACAAUUCCUUUAGUAAUAUGAGAAUAUUUAUUCUAGAAUUUGGCAGUGAACUGAAUCGAGAUAGCGAGCUGCGUAUAUUGUUCAAGCAAGAAUAACGAGAAAAAUAGCUCAAUGUUUCCAUAUGUCUUAUCAUUUGAUAUUUUUGAUUGUUCGAAGACGAUCAGUAGUAAUAUGUGAGACUCUCGAACAGCAAGAAUCAACGUCUUGCUUAGAUAAAUUAAUCAGAUAUAGAGGGAUUUUUGCAUCUUUAUCUCCAAUUAAACUAUUUAAUCAGCCAUUUUACUUGUAGAAGGAUCCAAUUCGAAAACGAAUACAAAAUUAAUUAAUAAAUGAUCAAUAAAAUUUUAUUCGUGGGAUUUUUCAAGAGUAAGACCAACAUUAUGAUUCUCAAUUUCUAAAAAAAAUUUUCUUCAUGAGUCAAUUGUAAAUGAAUGUUAUCAGUUAAUACAAACAUACAGGAAAGAAAUGAAUGAAUCAUUUUUUAAGGUGAAGAAUUUAAGAAUAGAUAAUAAGACAAACACCACCUUAUACAUAAUGAAGCUACAAUUUCACUUGAGACUAGUUUUUGUCUUUAUUCAAAAGACAUCAUCAGUCAUAUGAUGGCAAAAACAUUUAUCAUCUCCUUUUAAGCAU